GUAGUUGGGCCUAGUAGCAGUGAUGAUCAACUUGACAAUAUUGGACCAACUUGUAUGUGAACACUACUUAUUAGAAAGGAAAAAGGAUGACAUAGAAACAGAGAGUGAAUUGUAUUUUAGAGAGUUUGUAGAAAGUAUAGACAGUUUGCAUAGCAAAAUGGCUGCACGUCUUGCUCUAGAAGAGAUAAUAGAUAGUGUCGCCAAAGCAACUACAACCAAAGUAGUACAACUACUUCGUGAAUGGCAACCCAAGCUUUUAGAAGAUACUAGGCUCCACUUCCAGUUCUUAAUCAUGCAACUUGCAGAUAAAAUUGAACAACAUGAAGAAGAAGCGGCGUUGGAGUUUUGUAGGAAGGAAUUGGCUCCAAAGGCACUGAAUGCAUACUUGGAAGCUUACGAUGACUUUAAAAGAGCGUUGAAAUUCUUUUUGAAGCCUGAGAGAAUACCUUAUGAAAGGCAGAUACUGGCAGAUAAAUUGUUUGCAACCUUUCAGGCACUCAGUGGUACUACAGACUCUUGUUUCUACACUUGUUUGAAAUACUUGAUCAAUAUUGUUUGUGCAGAAGUGGGGACAUCAAAGACAGAGCUUAACGAGGAAGCUUAUCAAGCCAUGGCUUUGAUAAUACCCAACUUAGCGGAGCGGCCACUACCUAUUGAAGGUUAUCGAGAAUUUCCAGAGUCCGAUAUUCAAACUUUGAAAGAUGCCUUGAGGAACCGAAUAACUCGAGACGAUGCAGUUCUAGCCCUAAAAUAUGCCAAUGGCGACGUAAAGAGAGCUUUGAAGAACGAGUUGAGUUUGAUUCACUUUGACGAUGAUUUAGUAUCUUCCUUGGUUGAAGACUAUAUUGAGUUGAGAGGGUUGAGAAGAAACAUAGAUGGCUCAAAGUUUAGCCAUCUCCUAGUCGAAGACAAGAUUGAGGAUUCGCUUUCUUGGCAAGUUGUUAUACAGAUGAUUCGGUAUUGUGCUGAACGUCGAGAUGUUUUUACCAUUCUCAAGUUGUUACGGCAACUAUACCCACAAGUGCUCGAAAAGUAUCCAAAGCUUCAAUUUCGUUUAUUACAGUAUUGUCUUUAUCACCUAUUGGAAGAAAGAAGAUGGACUUGUGGAUUGCAAAUAUUAAGAGAAGAUAUGAGUAAAAUGACGGAGAGAUUUCCUCAGCUGUAUCCGUGGUUGAAGGAGAGUGCUUUUAUUUUAUUUCUUUAUGAUUUGGAAGGAUAUCAAUUUCUUGAAAGGAAAAGACUUUGGAAGCGCUAUUUUGAGGAGCAUAUCAAUCUACCAGCAAUAGCAAGUUCCUUAUGUACCAUUGUGAUGGAGGCCAAUUCCAUUUAUGAACCUCAGUUGGCUAAGAAUUUACGUUUUUAUUUGUUCAUUCAUAAAGAGUGGUGUGCAAAGAAUCAUUUGGAUGAUCCUUUUGCAGAAUCCUUAUGCAUCGAUGCUUUAACACAGGUGGAUAGUCUGUUGGAGCAAACAAUUAAUGAUCAAGACUAUAUUUUUAACAUAGAUUUAAGUACCGCAAUGAAGAAAGAUAACUGUGUGGAAGAUACUACAAAUAGUCAACAGUCCACAGAAGAACAAGUGAUAUUGACUUUGAUGGAAUUUCUUGCUAUUUCACGUGCUGAGGCAAUUGCCUUGUUUAAUCAGUAUACUGGUCCGUCAAAGGAUCCUGCUUAUAUUCUAAAUACAUUGUUAUCAGAAAUGUAAAUAAAUGGUCAACUACUAUCAAGAAAUAGAUAAUACGUUAUUCAUUGUCAUAUCUUGAAUUUUGAGAAGACACUUUUUUCCAAUCAGUGGAUAGCACCUUUCCUUGAGACUCUACAAAGGACUUUACCAUAGCUCGACGAGUAUCUUCAUCAGAUUUCUCAUAAAUAUCACGAAAGAAAGCUAAAAGGUCUUUGCUUUGAUCUUGCUCUUCGUCAUCGUCCUCUUCAACUGCGAAUUGUUUUGGGAACCUCCCUGACUGUAAACUUGCUGUCUCCCUUGAACUGUAACUGGACUGAGUAUUAUCUGAACUCUUCAACGUUGCCCCACUGGUUAAUUGUUUCCAAAGUAGACCCUCUUCCUUUUUCUUCAUUUUCAACUCAACUUUUUGAGGAAAGUAAGUCACCAGCGACUGUUCAGCCACAACAGGGUGGGAAAGUUCCCAAGUUUGUUCAUAAAUACUCUUGUCUCGAGCACUAAACAAAUUCACUGUUACCUAUCCACCCAGCCACGUGAGAAAAG
This is a messenger RNA of Galdieria sulphuraria, 2221 nucleotides long. RefSeq lists its product as hypothetical. The transcript is spliced from 3 exons. Bases 23 to 1702 code for a protein of 559 amino acids. Lineage: Eukaryota; Rhodophyta; Bangiophyceae; Galdieriales; Galdieriaceae. The record is from RefSeq and is a predicted model, not a curated record.